Molecule: messenger RNA, 1012 nt
Organism: Eurytemora carolleeae
Lineage: Eukaryota; Metazoa; Arthropoda; Copepoda; Calanoida; Temoridae
Exons: 3
Coding region: 618-935 (105 amino acids)
Source: RefSeq, a predicted model, not a curated record
GUUUGUUCAGCAACGUAGCUCAAAUUUAUUAAAUCUGACCUCAAGUAUCAAUUUAAUACUACCGUUCAGUUGUCUAUAGCAUCGACUUCAUCACUUAUAUAUUUGCAAGCUUAUCAAGUUAAACGUACUUCAAAACUUCAAAACUGUUAAUCAGGAUCAAUCAGUUUUGCUGGAUCAUGAAAUUUAAAAUUUUCCUGCAAAGAAAAUAUCAAUUUUGCUUUAUCAACUGUUAAAAAAAAAACCUAAAAGUACACGUUUUAAUACGAUGUUAGGUACUUUCCCGAAGGAUUUUCCCAAUCGGCAACUUCCAAAGGUUUUUUUUCCCAAAUUGUAACUUGGAAAGUCGCCCUUGGGAAAAUGCCUUUUGGAAAAUACCUAACACUUACAUUACUGCUUAUUACAACACAAAUUGAAUAUUGCUAAACUGUUUACUUUUUUAAAAAAUCAGCGGAAGAAAAUAGAAUAAAAAGGUCAAUAAUAAAUGAAUCACUAAAAGUUCAAAUCAUAUUUUUUUUUGACACAGCUUGUUAGUUUUUUUUUUUACAAACAACAGUACGUUUUAAGAGCUCCUGGAGUUUAGGACCAAAUCUUUUGGAUCCAGAGGUUCAUUUGAAAAUAUGAUGACACUACCUUUAAGUGCUGUUGAUAUACGUCCUAGAGGAGAGGGAGUUGAGUCCCGAGGGAGUAGGAGUACCUCCAGGGGGAAUAGAAAUAUAUAUAUGGGGAGUAGAAGUUUAUCUAUGGGGCGGGAUGGAACACCAUCCGCUCCCCCCGGUGAAUAUUCGGUGGCCAGAAUUGAUGAAGUAAAUUCUGACGAAGGACUUGAAACUGAAGAUGAAGAUAAUGUAAAUGAUAAUGUAAAUGAUUAUGUAAAUGAUGACACUUAUGAAACAGUUACUCUUGUGGCAGAGGAUUCCCUUGAACAUCCGGAAUAAGAAUUCAAAAUCAUCUUUAUUUAUUAAUGUAUCUUAUCUUUUUAUUCACAUGUUAAAUAUAUAUCAACCUCACCCAA